CUGGCAACGUCAGCAUCCGAGACCCUCCUCCAGCUCCGACUGGAGCAGAGGCUCAGCAGCACACAGCCGCAGGUGCCGGUGGACGCAGCCGAGCCGUCGCUCUCCCAGGGAGCAGGGAGUAGCCGUGUCAGAAACUUCCACUGCAUUGUCUGGGAAAUCUUGGUCCAUGAAAAGUGUCUGAAGUCCCCUGACCCAAAGAAAUGCACUAAUUAAAUACUGCAGUGCUUCUGCUCUGAUUUGGAAAAGCAAGUGCUGUGCAAGUGAAACAGCAGACUUCCCUAAAGUCCUCUGAGGGCUGUAAAUAGUCUGCCAGGCAGAAAGCUUCCCUCUCCGUUCCUGCCAGCCCCACCAAAGAUUCUUGCUGCAGCUGGUUGAACAGGAGCCACUUGACUUCCCUAGCAGAGAACAGCUACAGCUCAAGGGAUGCUCCGAGAGAGAAGAGUGCCUCUGCUCAUAUAGGGAGAUAUAAUCCAAUUUGCUUUGCGCUUGGAGCCUUAUAGUGUCAUCUUCUUUUUCCUGCUCAUUUAAAAAAAUGUAACUUGUGCAAAGGUGGGGAAACAGGACAGGUAAGUUAGACGGUCCAUGCUGCCUCAGGACCCACUCUCUGAAAAUAACUCACUUCUAAAUGAGAGCACAGCUCCUUGCCAGCACAGACGAAAGGCUCCCUGCCAGGCUAAGGAGGCUCUUAGUGACACCUGAAGGUAGCCUGUGAUCAGCUCAAGCAGGCAUGGGAAACAGCUCUCUGUGGGAUGAUGGGAACAGCACCUGUUUCAAUGCAGGCAACAGCUGCUACCUGGACAGCAUCACAAAGUUCAACCUCACCUUCCAAGAACAGGCACCUGAUUUCUAUGUUGUCCUCCCUGUGAUUUACUCUGUGAUCUGCGCAGUUGGGCUCACAGGCAAUACUGCUGUCAUCUAUGUGAUCCUCAAGGCCCCCAAGAUGAAGACUGUGACAAACAUGUUCAUCCUGAACCUUGCCAUAGCCGAUGACUUGUUCACACUUGUCUUGCCCAUUAAUAUUGCUGAACACCUCCUUCACUACUGGCCCUUUGGAGAAGUCCUCUGCAAGGUCAUCUUGUCCAUAGACCACUACAAUAUCUUCUCCAGCAUUUAUUUCCUAACAGUGAUGAGCAUAGACAGGUACCUGGUAGUGCUCGCUACAGUUAGGUCCAAGAGGAUGCCACAUCGCACGUAUCGAGCGGCCAGGAUUGUCAGUUUGUGCAUCUGGGUCCUAGUCACCAUCAUAGUUCUCCCUUUCAUCGUCUUUGCCAACGUCUACAUAGAUGACCUGGAGAUCAAGAGUUGUGGCCUAAAUUUCCCCAAGCCUGAAAGGUUCUGGUUCAAAGCCAGCAGGAUCUAUACCCUCAUCCUUGGCUUUGCCAUUCCAGUAUCCACCAUCUGCAUCCUCUAUACCAUGAUGCUCUACAAGCUAAGGAACAUGCACUUGAACUCUAAUGCUAAAGCCCUGGACAAAGCCAAGAAGAAAGUCACUAUCAUGGUCUUCAUAGUGCUGGCUGUCUGCCUCUUCUGUUGGACCCCCUUCCACUUGGCCACCAUCGUGGCUUUGACCACUGACUUGCCCCAGACCUCCAUGGUCAUUGGUAUAUCCUACUUCAUUACAAGUCUAAGCUAUGCCAAUUCAUGCCUGAAUCCUUUCUUGUAUGCUUUCCUUGAUGACAGCUUUCGAAAAAGUUUCCGAAAGAUGCUGGAAUGCAGAACUUCUUAGAACAGCAGAUUGGGGCUCACAGAUCCCUCCCCUCCCCCAUACCUUUAUAGAGGCAACUCCGUAAACUCUUGAGGGGAUAGCUAACGAAUGCACAAGUGCUCUUUCUCUUUAAGAUGUAAUGUAUGUGCUUGUUUUAUUUUAUUGUUAUCAUUCACAUGGUUUGUACUGCUUACUUGCAAGUUUUGCAUUUUCCUCCUCUGCAUCUCCCAGCUUCUCAAAGCUGCAUUUUUGUACUCAUUUUUGUCACACCCUGAAGCACACUAAAGGCAGAAAACUACCUUUUCAAAGGUGUACUUCUGCUGCAUAACAGUCCUUUAUUGCCAUCUGCUGUACAGUACAGAAAAGCUGGGUUUCUUCCCAUAUACUGCUAUUGAAAAAGAUCAGCAUUUGGAGGUUGAUGCAGUCUUCAGUUCUUAAUAGAUUUAUUGGGAGGAUUGUUUCUUGGCGUAGGGUUAACUACUGCUCAUCAUAGUGCAUUAAGAAAACAGACAUACCAAAUGGAAGAUAAAUGAGUAUUUGGAAGAAAAAAAACUAAAUAUUUUCGUGUCCUCAUAUAUGCACAUGUGUUUUGGUUGUAUUUUUGAUUAUGAGGGAUGUCCCACUUUCCUGAACUGUUAAUACAAACUCAAAUUUAAACCAAAAGCAAAACUUGUAUCUCAAACACCAUGCAGAUACUACAGCAACUAUGUU
Molecule: messenger RNA, 2416 nt
Organism: Struthio camelus australis
Lineage: Eukaryota; Metazoa; Chordata; Aves; Struthioniformes; Struthionidae
Gene: NPBWR2
Product: neuropeptides B and W receptor 2
Biological process (GO): neuropeptide signaling pathway
Cellular component (GO): neuron projection; plasma membrane
Molecular function (GO): neuropeptide binding; neuropeptide receptor activity
Source: RefSeq, a predicted model, not a curated record